AUGAAUACUUUACGGUUAUUGACCAAUGCCUUGAAGGCAACAAAUGGCAGCAUCAAUUGUCUACAGAAACCAUUGCGGGAUGAACAAAUUUGCCAUCUAAAACGUGCAUUUCAUCAUCGAUCAGCAGCAGCAGCUGUGUUUAUACGUAACGACGCAACAAAAACAACAACAUCGGGCACAUUAACCGGCAGCAACCAAUAUCGCGGGGAACAAAAUCAACUACAAUGUGGUGGGCUUUUGUGGAAGAACAACAUCACUGCAACCAGUCCAUUUUGCUCGACAACAAGGCGGCUAUUCACCACAAAACAGACACCAGAUCAUACCAAUAAAUCCGACACCAAAUCAGCUGUAGCCUCAUCGGCCGAACUGAAUGAUGUCCUCUUUGGUGAGGCAUCCAAUUUGGGUUUAUUUGCCAAAUUCAAAUUGAUGUAUAAGAAAUAUUGGUAUGUCCUGAUCCCGGUGCAUGUUGUAACAUCAGCCGGCUGGCUGGGUGGUUUCUAUUAUCUGUCACAAAGUGGCGUUGAUGUUCCCGCUGUUCUUCAAUAUUUACACCUGAGUGAAACUAUUAUCGAGAAAGUUCAAGGCUCAAGUUUGGGUCACUGGGCUGUGGCAUAUCUAUGCUAUAAAGUAGCAACACCAUUACGUUAUGCUGUUACACUUGGUGGUACCACUGUCUCCAUUAAAUAUCUGGUACAGGCUGGUUAUAUUAAACCCAUGCCAACUAAAGCUGAAAUUAUUAAAAUGUACGAAGAUAAAAAAGCUCAACGGGCUGCCGAUAAGGCUUCAGCUCAACAGGAAGAGCCGCAUGAACAAAAAUGAUUUUUAACGCCACACUGCAAAUUGAAA
This is a messenger RNA of Musca vetustissima, 846 nucleotides long. RefSeq lists its product as uncharacterized. The record is from RefSeq and is a predicted model, not a curated record. The transcript has 3 exons. Lineage: Eukaryota; Metazoa; Arthropoda; Insecta; Diptera; Muscidae. Bases 1 to 819 code for a protein of 272 amino acids. Gene Ontology annotation, cellular component: mitochondrion.